AUGUGCUACGACCGCUACGUUGCCAUCUGCAAACCCCUGCACUACGGGACCUCCUGGGCAGCAGAGCUUUGUGACAAUGGCAGCAGCUGCAUGGGCCACUGGGGCUUUAUCAAUGCUUGCUGCACACAAGGCCAAACAUUUUCCCUGCCCCUGUGCCAGGGCAAUGCCCUGGGCCAGUUCUUCUGUGAACUCCCACACAUCCUCAAGCUCUCCUGCUCACACUCAGGCUACCUCAGGGAAAUUGGGCUCAUUGGGGUUACUGUCUGUUUAGUGUUCAGUUGUUUCAUUUUCAUUGUUUUCUCCUAUGUGCAGAUCUUCAGGGCUGUGCUGAGGAUCCCCUCUCAGCAGGGACGGCACAAAGCCUUUUCCACGUGCCUCCCUCACCUGGCUGUGGUCUCAAUCUUUGUCAGCACUGGCGCAUUUGCCCACCUGAAGCCCCCCUCCAUCUCCUCUCCAUCCCUGGACCUGGCCCUGUCAGUUCUGUAUUCAGUAUUACCUCCAGCACUGAAUCCCCUCAUCUAUAGCCUGAAGAACCAGGAGCUCAAGGAUGCCCUGAGAAAAAUGAUGACUGGAUGCUUUUCAAGAGCAAUAACCUGCCUCUUUUCUUCUGCACAACACUCAUUGUGUAACCCUUUACUGGCCCAGCCUGCUUUCUAA
Molecule: messenger RNA, 657 nt
Organism: Pipra filicauda (Wire-tailed manakin)
Lineage: Eukaryota; Metazoa; Chordata; Aves; Passeriformes; Pipridae
Product: olfactory receptor 14J1-like
Exons: 1
Coding region: 1-657 (218 amino acids)
Biological process (GO): G protein-coupled receptor signaling pathway
Cellular component (GO): membrane
Molecular function (GO): olfactory receptor activity
Source: RefSeq, a predicted model, not a curated record